UGGUUAUUAGAUGCUGCUCCAGCCAGCCAGAGAAUCCCCCGCCGCCCCGCCCUCUCCUCCCUGUGCCGCAAGCAGCAGGCGCACCUCGCAAACGGAGGGCACCCUUACUCCCUGCAGAUGGGCGAUAAAAAACCAAUCGGUGCCUAUGUCAUUCCCAAUAUGCGCUGGCUAAUGUCGGGGCAGCAUGAGUAUGAGCAAUUUUUUAUUUUAUUUUUUUUGCCCGUGAUGCCGCCCCCCACCACGAUGCCGCCCCCGGGCAACCGCCCGUGUUGCCCGUAUCAAAAACCGCUACUGUGGGGCACUGAGUCAUAGGCUUUCUUGUAGUCAAUCCAGGUUUUGCACAGGUUUGUCAUUCUGGUGUUACAGUCUCGAAUGACUGCUCUAUCUACCAGCUGCUGGUGUUUCAGUCCUCUGGUAUUCUUGCCAGUCCCUUUCUGUGGCCCGCUCAUGUACUGAGCCAUCUGCCUGUUCGUCUUAGCCACUAUGAUGCCUGACAGGAGCUUCCAUGUAGUAUGUAGUACUGAGCAGGUUAUUGGCUUGUAGUUGGAUGGGACCAGUCCCUUCUGGUGAUCCUUGGGGACUGUCUGGCCUUCAGUUAGCCAGCCACUCAGGGAGUGCAGCUUCUUUAGCAAGUCUGCAUGAAUCAUGACAAGGCUUGAUGCUCUCCGAUUCUUCAUGUUGGAUAGCCUUUCCUGGUUGCCUCCCACAGUGAUGGUUACUUGUCACAGGUAUGGGCAGCUUGCUGUAUUUCUAAGCCAUCCCUUUUUUCAUCAUGCUCUUCUGCCGCUCAGAUAGUUGGCAAACUUCCCUCCUUGCUGCCUGGAUCUUGGUCUCUAGCCUCCUUCUACAUGAAGGGUACUGCUACUUUUGGCUGUUCAUCUUAUAGCUAAAAAUCUAAUUGAUCACUGCCACGUGACAUCCAGGUUUCCCCUCUCCACAAUCCUUGUUCUCUAUCUUACCAGUAGCUGUGAUAGCAGUUGCUUCUUCCAGAUGUUGGAACGCAGAACUACUGGUUACUUCGUUGUUGGUCUAAAUGUUGGCCGUUCCAUAUGUCCUAUAUCCUUUUCAUAUAACCCUUUCCACUGGUUUUACUUGCAUAGUAGCAUUCCCAAAAUCUCCCUAUUCUCAUUUCUUGUUCAAAUAAAGUCUAUUAGUGUCUGAUAAAUAUUCAAAAUCAGUAGUUUAUAUAUCAGCCCUUCUUCACAAUUGGUAUUACCAUACAUAGUCAGAGAAUAGCAUUGGGUUUCAAUUGUGCAUUAACUGAUGUUUGUAUGAUUAACUGCUUGCUCAGUAAAAAGUAAGUCAAUAAUUUUAAGAAGAGAUUAAUGUUUAGCUUAAAGGCAAUGAAGUGAAGAUGCUGCUGAGUUUACAGAUUAAUGUAGGCAGACCAGGAACUGAGACCUCUGCCAUUUUCUGCAGAUAACCAGCAGAAAAUGGUUGGAUGGAUAAAUGGUCACUUCUUUAUGUUUAGGUUGUAUUUGAGUGUAAAACUGGUCUCUCUGGUGUCUGCAUUUGUGUGUUGGAGUCCAGCUUAUGCAUGCUGGGGCAAACUUUCUUUCUCUUUGUGUGUCCUUCCAGCUUUCCAGCAUGUUUUUGCUGUGGUGGUGGAGGUGAAUGAAGGUGCAGUUUCUGUCUUGCUGCCUUGCCAGUACACAGGUGUCAUGCCUGAGGACCCCAUGUUGAUGUGGACUCGCAAUGAUAUUGAUCCAAAAUUUGUCCAUGUGCAAGAAGAAGAAGGUCCAAGUCUUGAAGAGCAAAACCAGCGUUACAGUGGACGUACAUCAGUGAGGCCUGAUGGUCUGGAAAUGAAAGACUUCAGCCUCACUCUGACGAAACCAAAACUGACUGAUAGUGGCAACUACACCUGCGCCAUCGGUAAUGGAAGAAAUGAACGAAAACUGACCGACGUACAGCUGCAUGUCAAAGACCAGCAGGUGGAGGUGAAGGUGGAGGAAGGGUCAGAGUCUGUUCUCCUGCCCUGCAAAACAAAACCUGACCUGCCUGAGAAUGCAGCAGUGGAGUGGACUCGCUCUGACCGUGAACUCAUGAUGGUUCAUGUGUAUCCAAACAGAAGUGACCACCUUAAGAACCAGGACAACCUUUACUGUGGUCGCACAAAGAUGAACGAAGACCUGCUGAGAACUGGAGACCUCAGUCUGACCCUGAAAUACCCCACAGAGAGAGACAGUGGAGGAUACAUCUGCACCAUCUACAGGGACAAAGACAUCCUGAGACAGAAAGUAGUGCUGCAGGUCAAAGAACAAUUUCCAGCUUGGGCAGCAGCUGUUCUGGUCCUCCUGGUUCUCCUUCUUCUCCUGAUUCUUGUUGUUGUUUCUGGAGGUCUUUUAUUUUAUUUCCGGCACUAUUUCAUGCCAGAUUACAAGGUGGAGGUGGAUUCAGGGAUGGAGUCUGUCCUGCUGCCCUGCAAAACCACAGUUCGCCUGACUGAAGACACCAAAGUUGAGUGGACAAAUAUUAGUGGGAAGGUCCACGUGUACCACAACGGCUCAGACCGGCCUGAAGAACAGAACAGUUGUUAUCGAGACCGCACGAAAAUGAAGAAAAAUCUGCUGAAACCUGGAGACCUCAGUCUGACCCUGAAACACCCCACAGACAAAGACUCAAACACCUACACCUGCACCGUCUACAGCAGGGAGGGAAACAUCCUGAUGAGGAAACAAGUGGUGCUCCAUGUCAGAGUCCUGCACGUGGAGGUCGAAUCAUGGAUGGAGUCUGUCCAGCUGCCCUGCAAAACUACAGCUCAUCUGCCUGAAAAUUGUAAAGUGGAGUGGAUGGAUGGUGAUGAAGAUGAAGUCCACGUGUAUCAUAACGGCUCUGACCAACCUGAACAACAGAACAAGGUUUACAGAGAUCGAACAAAGAUGAAUGAAGACCUGCUGAAAACUGGAGACCUCAGUCUGACCCUGAAACACCCCACAGAUGAAGACAGAGGCAUCUACACCUGCACCGUCUACAGCAGGGAGGGAAACAUCCUGCUGAAGAAACAAGUGGAGCUGAAAGUCAGAGUCUGUCAGGUGGAGGUGGAAUCAGGGGUGGAGUCUGUCCAGUUACUUUGCAAAACCACACUUCAUAUGCCUGAAGAUGCUAAAGUGGAGUGGAUGGACAGUGAUACAGAUAAGGUCCACGUGUAUGAGAACGGCUCUGACCAGCCUGAAGAACAGCACCAGGUUUACAGAGACCGAACGAAGAUGAAUGAAGACCUGCUGAAAACUGGAGACCUCAGUCUGACACUGAAACACCCCACAGGCUGUGACACAAACACCUACACCUGCACCGUCUACAGCAGGGAGGGAAACAUCCUGCUGAAGAAACAAGUGGAGCUGAAAUUUAGAGUCUGUCAGGUGGAGGUGAAGGAGGGGGCGGAGUCUGUCCAGCUGCCCUUCAAAACCACACAAAACCUGCCUGAAGAUGCUGAGGUGGAGUGGAAGAAUGGGUUUUACAGGAAGGUCCACAUAUAUCGGAACGGCUCUGACCAGCCUGAAGAACAGAGCCAAGUUUACAGAGACCGAACGAAGAUGAAUGAAGACCUGCUGAAAACUGGAGACCUCAGUCUGACCCUGAAACACCCCACAGAGAGAGACAGUGGAGGAUACAGCUGUGUGGUCAGAAGGAAGGGAAACAUCCACAGAGGCAAAACUGUGCUGCUGAAAAUCAAAGGGAGAGUUCAGGUCCAGGAUCAAACAGGGGACAUCAGGAACAGAAGCAGCUCCAUUGAUCCGACUCCUCUGAUGGCUGAUCAAUCAGUUUGAUCUGUGU
Messenger RNA from Oreochromis niloticus (Nile tilapia), 3777 nucleotides. RefSeq lists its product as uncharacterized. Gene Ontology annotation, biological process: cellular response to lipopolysaccharide; T cell costimulation; cell surface receptor signaling pathway. NCBI's taxonomy places the organism in Eukaryota, Metazoa, Chordata, Actinopteri, Cichliformes, Cichlidae. Gene Ontology annotation, cellular component: external side of plasma membrane. The record is from RefSeq and is a predicted model, not a curated record. The coding region runs from base 1434 to 3770 and encodes 778 amino acids. The transcript is spliced from 8 exons.